Molecule: messenger RNA, 912 nt
Organism: Spirodela intermedia
Lineage: Eukaryota; Viridiplantae; Streptophyta; Magnoliopsida; Alismatales; Araceae
Source: the annotation of a GenBank genome assembly
AUGACGGAGAGUUGUGACGAUUGCCCCAGAUCAGGGGCGAGAAUCGAACGUCCCGCCGCCGGCCUGGAGGCGGCGACGGCGAAAGGAUCGGAGGGCGGAGAGGAGGGAGACCGCAAGAUCGAGCCGCCAGGGGCGGAGAAGCCUGCGAUGAAGAAGCCGGAGAAGAUCCUCCCUUGCCCGCGGUGCAGCAGCAUGGCCACCAAGUUCUGCUACUACAACAACUACAACGUCAACCAGCCCCGCCACUUCUGCAAGAACUGCCAACGCUACUGGACCGCCGGCGGCUCCAUGAGGAACGUCCCCGUCGGCGCCGGACGCCGCAAGAGUAAGCACUCCGCCGCUGCCGCCGCCGCCACCUCGCAACCCACCGUGCUGCGGUUCGGCUCCGACGACCCCCUCUGCGAUUCGAUUAGACACGCGCCGGCGGCCCCUUCCUCACCCCACUCCAGCGGGUCUUCCGUGGCGGCGUCCAACCUGACGGAGGACGCAGGGGGGAGCAACCUGCAGGAGCAGGUCCUCAGGAGCUCCCACGGCAGCUCCUACCACCCUCCCCCGACGACAUGGCCGUCCACCUGGAGCGCUUCCGCCGCCGUUCCAGUGUACCCCACAGCGGCGUUCUGGGGGUGGGGGGCGGCGCCGGCGCUGGGGAAGCACUCCAGAGAAGACGGGCACGGCCACCCCAAGGAGGAGAGCUCCGAGCAGAUUCACAGAGAGAGCUGCCGCCUGUGGAUCCCCAAGACCCUGAGGAUCCACAACCCAGAGGAGGCGGCGAAGAGCUCCAUCUGGGCGAUGGCCGGCGGGGUCUUCAAGCCCUUCGAGCACCCCAAGAUGGGAAUCAGGAGCUCGGCCAGCCUCUUCCACGCCAACCCUGCAGCUCUCUCCCGCUCCCUCAACUUCCAGGAGAGCUCUUGA